This is a messenger RNA of Cynoglossus semilaevis (tongue sole), 2339 nucleotides long. It is a transcript of the gene mapkapk3, whose product is annotated as MAPK activated protein kinase 3. The transcript has 10 exons. The record is from RefSeq and is a predicted model, not a curated record. NCBI's taxonomy places the organism in Eukaryota, Metazoa, Chordata, Actinopteri, Pleuronectiformes, Cynoglossidae. Bases 399 to 1631 code for a protein of 410 amino acids. Gene Ontology annotation, biological process: protein phosphorylation. Gene Ontology annotation, molecular function: ATP binding; protein kinase activity.
GAGGUGGCGCUUCUGUGGAAAGUGACAGUGAAUAGCCAUGUGAACGCAGCCUAAUGUGUCAUGACUACAGCCAGGAAACUACGAUGAGCGGAGCUUCAGCAGCACAUUAACUUGACUGGACUGUAUUUAUUCUGCCGUCCUUGUGUGUAACACUUUUUAAUUUAUUCCCUGAAAAAGCGUAAAGCUUUAAAAAGUCGGUUGUAUACAUUUAGCCACAGUUUGGAGGUACGUUGGCGCUCAGAACUGACAUCCGCGCUAGAAGAUUCUCGGCGUUUUUUACGCAGUGACCGGUCAUCGCAGCACUUGGAACAAUUACUCACUCUUUUGCCGAGAACCGCUGCUCACUCUAGGUCACCGCGAGUGUCUCUCUCUCUGUCUCUGUCUCUCUGUGUGUGACAAUGCUACAGAAUGGAAACGGGAAGGAGCGAGCGCCGAAGGCUGAGCCAGAGCCGGACUCUCCAACCGCCGCUGCCGCCGCUGAAAAAGAACCGCAGUCUGACGUUCCCACAGUUGACGAGGAAGACCCGGACUCUGAGCCCACUCACUUCCCCAUGCCUGUUCAUCCCAAACUGGAAAUUAAGCGUAACGCAGUGACGGACGAUUAUAAAAUUUCAAGUCAAGUUCUGGGUUUAGGGAUCAACGGCAAAGUACUGGAGUGCUUCAAUAAGAAGACAGGACAGAAGUGCGCACUGAAGAUUCUGUACGACAGUCCUAAAGCGAGGCGGGAAGUGGAGCUUCACUGGCGAGUCUCAGUCGGACCUUACAUCGUCAAAAUCCUGAACCUCUAUGAAAACAUGCAUCAUGGGAAGAAAUGCCUGCUAAUCAUCAUGGAAUGCAUGGAGGGAGGAGAGCUGUUCAGUCGAAUCCAGGCCAGAGGAGACCAGGCCUUCACUGAGAAAGAGGCAUCUGAGAUUAUGAGGGACAUCGGCACAGCCAUUAAAUUUCUCCACGACAUGAACAUCGCCCACAGAGACAUCAAGCCAGAGAACCUGCUGUACACCACGAAAGAAAGAAACGCCAUUCUCAAACUGACAGACUUUGGCUUUGCCAAAGAGACCACGUUACACAACCCUCUGCAGACGCCCUGCUAUACCCCCUACUACGUGGCCCCCGAAGUUUUGGGUCCAGAAAAAUAUGACAUGUCAUGUGACAUGUGGUCCCUAGGUGUCAUCACCUACAUCUUGUUGUGUGGCUUUCCGCCAUUUUACUCCAACACGGGUCAGGCUAUUUCACCGGGAAUGAAGAGGAGAAUCCGAAUGGGCCAGUAUGAGUUUCCCAAACCAGAGUGGUCUGAAGUGUCACAUGAAGCCAAAGAUCUGAUUCACCAGUUACUGAAGACUGACCCUAAUCAGAGAAUGACCAUCGCCCAGUUCAUGAACCACCCCUGGAUUAAUCAAUCCAUAGUGGUUCCUUCAACCCCACUUCACACUACCCGAGUCCUGACUGAAGACAGAGAGAUGUGGGAGGAUGUCAAGGAAGAAAUGACCAGUGCUUUGGCUACCAUGCGUGUGGACUACGACCAAGUAAAGAUUAAGGAUCUGGACACCUCCAGUAACCCCUUACUCAACAAGAGGCGUAAGAAGGCAGCGGCUGGGUCCAAGAGCAGCUCCACCGUGUGCCAAAGUCAAUGAGACGCAAGAAAAGACGAGCAAUGCUGAAGAUUGUGAUUUUUGCAGGAUUUUAAUUUUUUUAUCUGGACACGAGAGACUGAAUGGUCAAGGGAGUGUUCUCUAAUAUCAGGGAACUGCAUUAGAACGAGAGCAACUGUAAAUCUAAAGGACGUGUCAUGACUUAAUAUUCUCUGCUGCUCAACCAUAGUUGUUAGUAUAGUUUUCCCACUGCAGGCCUGUUUGUUUUUAAUUAUUAUUAAUGUGUUGUCUGUUUCAGAGCAGGGCUGUAGAUAUUAUCAAAUAUUUGUGGUCAACGUCUGUGUUUUAUUUUCCUGAAAUGUCAGUUUGAUAUUUAACUUUUGUAGCAAUGUGACAGGCAGACUGACAGACAAUAAUAUACUGGGAGGCCUUCAUGACACUCACAUCCACUAUAAGAAUCUUGAAAGUUCUGGAUCAUCAAAACAGCACGACAUGUUUUUAAAAAUGUUGAUGUCAAACCUUAGUAUUUUUAUUUGCAAAAAAAAAAAAACAUUCACUGAGCCUGUGUGCCUUGAGUUUUGUGGAUUCUCCAUAGACUAUCUAAGAAAUGGAUGAAGACCUUUAUUUUCACAAUGAAGUCACAUGCUAAGGCCUUGAGUUGAGCCUUGUUCAUUUGAAGUGAAUUCGUUGUCAUCUACGAUCAAUCUGUUGUUAAUUUUUUCUAAAACCUAUUACACCUUUCAAACUAAA